GGUGAGGACUUGGAUGGACAAGGCCUAGCACGGUGACCGCAUUAUGGCACGGGCCAUGUGGGGUGGUUUCGAGCUCUACUUCGUAAUCCAGCACCUUCUUCGAAGGCAAGUCAUCAACGCAGCUUUCACCGUAGCUGCUGCCUCAACAGCACCAAAUCGCACUCUCAAUUUCUCCUACACUCCACCUCACCCACCACCCAUACUUACACCAGCUGUACAUACGCACACAACACUACAUACGUCACACCCCACCUUACUAAACGCACCCACGACGACACACGAUAGCUCCACCCACAGCGCCCGCCGACAAGCUGUCGAAGCGCAAGCAUUCCAGCGAGGACUCUAGUCCAACCAAGAAAAUUAUGACAGACAAAAUGCAGGUCGACGACCCUCCAGCCGCCGUCGAGCAGCUCAAGGAGGCGUCUGGCAACAACGGCGAGAUCGACGAGUCGCUCUACAGCCGACAACUGUACGUGCUCGGCCACGAGGCCAUGAAGCGCAUGGGCUCAUCCAAUGUUCUCGUAGCGGGCAUGCGGGGUCUCGGUGUCGAGAUCGCGAAGAACAUUGCCCUCGCCGGUGUCAAGUCGUUAACGCUCUACGACCCCAAGCCCGCCGCCCUCGCCGAUCUCUCGUCACAGUUCUUCCUCCGCCCAGACGACGUCGGUAAGCCGCGCGCCACCGUCACCGUCCCACGAGUCUCGGAGCUCAACCCAUACACACCUGUGCAGGAAUAUACUGGCAAGGACCUAACGUCAGACCUGUCUCAGUUGAAGCAGUUCCAGGUCAUCGUCUUGACCGAUACACUGCUGAAGGAUCAGGUCACGAUCGCAGACUACUGCCACGAGAACGGCAUCUAUAUUGUCAUCACCGACACCUUCGGUCUGUUCGGCUCAAUCUUCACCGACUUCGGCAAGAACUUCACCAUCGGCGACCCCACCGGCGAGAACGUUACAAAUGGAAUCAUUGCUGGCAUUGAUUCGGAGGGUCUUGUUUCGGCGCUCGAUGAGACGCGCCACGGUCUUGAGGACGGUGACUGGGUCACAUUCUCUGAGGUCAAGGGUAUGGAGGGCUUGAACGACUGUGCCCCUCGCAAGAUCGAGGUCAAGGGACCAUACACAUUCUCCAUUGGCGACGUCUCUGGGCUGGGCGAGUACAAGAGUGGAGGCCAGUACAUUCAGGUCAAGAUGCCCAAGAUCGUCAACUUCGAGCCACUCAGCCAGCAGCUGAAGAAGCCCGAGCUCCUGAUCUCCGAUUUCGCAAAGUUCGACCGUCCGCAGCAGCUCCACAUUGGUAUCCAGGCUCUGCACGAGUUCGCCGAGAGUCACAACGGCGAGUUCCCGCGACCACACAACGAGGCUGACGCAGCCGAGGUUCUGAAGCUUGCACAGGGCUUGGCUGGACAGGGCGAGGACAAAGUCGAGCUCGACGAGAAGCUGAUCAAGGAGCUCAGCUACCAGGCCCGCGGCGAUCUCAGUCCCGUCGCUGCUUUCUUCGGUGGCCUGGCUGCGCAAGAGGUGCUCAAGUCUGUCUCCGGAAAGUUCCACCCGAUCAUGCAGUGGCUGUACUUUGACUCGCUUGAGUCGCUUCCCACCUCCACAGCACGCUCGGAGAAGGACUGCGCUCCGAUUGGCUCCCGCUACGAUGGUCAGAUCGCGGUUCUCGGUCAGGAGUACCAGAAGAAGCUUGGCAACGUCAAGCAGUUCCUCGUUGGUGCCGGUGCCAUUGGCUGCGAAAUGCUGAAGAACUGGGCGCUGAUGGGUCUGGCUGCCGGGCCUGGUGGCAAGAUCACCGUCACCGACAACGACCAGAUCGAGAAGAGCAACUUGAACCGCCAGUUCCUAUUCCGUCCCCACGAUGUCGGCUCGUUGAAGUCUGCAGCAGCUGCAAAGGCUGUCCAGGCCAUGAACCCUGAUCUCAACAACAAGAUCGAGGUUCUGUCCGACAAGGUUGGCCCAGACACAGAAGAAAUCUUCAACGAGACGUUCUGGAACUCGCUAGACGGCGUCACCAACGCUCUUGACAAUGUCGAGGCCCGCACAUACGUCGACCGCCGAUGCGUCUUCUUCCGCAAGCCUCUGCUCGAUAGCGGUACUCUCGGCACCAAGGGCAAUACCCAGGUCGUUCUUCCGUUCAUCACAGAGUCCUACUCUUCGUCGCAAGACCCGCCGGAGAAGUCGUUCCCCAUGUGCACGCUGCGUAGUUUCCCGAACCGAAUUGAGCACACCAUCGCGUGGGCACGCGAGAUGUUCGACUCGCUGUUCGUCAAGGGUCCGGAAGUUGUCAACCUUUACCUCACACAGCCCGACUACCUAGGCGCAUCAUUGAAGCAGUCUGGCAAUGAGAAGCAGACACUAGAGACACUGCGUGACUUCUUGGUUACAGAGAAGCCUCUUACAUUUGACGACUGCAUCAUCUGGGCCCGUCAGCAGUUUGAGAAGAGCUACAACCACAGCAUUGCGCAGCUGCUGUACAAUUUCCCCAAGGACUCCACAACUGGAUCUGGUCAAGCAUUCUGGUCCGGACCCAAGCGUGCACCGGACCCGUUGAAGUUCGACGCCUCGAAUCCCACACACGCUACCUUCGUCGAGGCUGCCGCUAUCCUGCACGCGUACAACUACGGAAUCAAACCGAACGCGACCAAGGAGCACUACCUCGAGGUUCUGAACGACAUGAUUGUUCCUGACUUCAGACCCGACCCGACGGUCAAGAUCCAAGCGAGCGAGAACGAGCCCGACCCAAAUGCCAACGCGCCUCCCAUGGAUGAUAACAACGAGCUGGACGAGAUGAUUAGCCAGCUGCCGUCGCCUAAGUCGCUCGCUGGCUUCAAGCUGGAGCCUGUUGAGUUCGAGAAGGACGACGACACAAAUCACCACAUCGACUUCAUCACGGCAUGCAGUAACCUGCGGGCCGAGAACUACAAGAUCGAGCAGGCGGACCGUCACAAGACCAAGUUCAUUGCUGGCAAGAUCAUCCCUGCGAUCGCGACGACGACGGCGCUGGUCACUGGUCUUGUCAACCUCGAGCUUUACAAGGUGGUUGAUGGCAAGGAUGACAUUGAGCAGUACAAGAACGGGUUCAUCAACCUGGCGCUACCCUUCUUCGGUUUCAGCGAGCCCAUUGCCAGCCCGAAGGGCACAUACGCUGGGCCAGACGGCGAUGUCACGAUCGAUAGGCUAUGGGAUCGCUUCGAGGUUGAGGACAUGACGCUGAAGGAGUUUGUCGAGCACUUCAAGCAGAAGGGGCUCGACAUCCAGAUGGUCAGCUCUGGGGUCAGUUUGCUUUACGCAUCGUUCUAUCCUCCGGCCAAGCUGAAGGACAGGAUGGGACUGAGCAUGAGCAAGCUCGUCGAGCACGUCAGCAAGAAGGCCGUUCCCGAGCACCAGAAGAACGUCAUCUUCGAGAUCACGGCGGAGGACCAGAAUGAGGAGGACGUCGAGAUUCCGUACGUGAUGGUCAAGCUGAAGUAGGAACGCGGUGGAGGAGUGGGGUUGCUUAGUAGAGAUGUGUGGCAUGGAGACGAUGAGGAUGAAGAUGACGAUACAUGAACUGCAUAAAUAGACAUAGUUCACGUGACGAAUUGCAUGGAUAGACAUGGCUCACGUGACUGACCAUGACAAACGUGAGGAAUGCACCGAGUAGGUCCGGUCUCGGUGGGGCAAGCUAAAGCGUCAGCCCUACAAUGGCGGGAUG
Messenger RNA from Didymella exigua CBS 183.55, 3690 nucleotides. Its product is annotated as ubiquitin-activating enzyme E1. Gene Ontology annotation, molecular function: SUMO activating enzyme activity. NCBI's taxonomy places the organism in Eukaryota, Fungi, Ascomycota, Dothideomycetes, Pleosporales, Didymellaceae. Gene Ontology annotation, biological process: protein sumoylation. The coding region runs from base 363 to 3467 and encodes 1034 amino acids. The record is from RefSeq and is a predicted model, not a curated record. The transcript is spliced from 3 exons. Gene Ontology annotation, cellular component: cytoplasm; SUMO activating enzyme complex.